AUGUAUAACGGCAUAGGGCUUCAGACGGCCCGCGGGUCCGGCACCAACGGUUACGUGCAGGCGAACAAAUUCGUGAUUCGCCACCGGCACACGAAGUUCGAGGCGAAAGAGUUUCAGGAAGGCGCGGGAACGGGCGGAAUCAGCCGCAAGGCGAACAAGGAGAUUCUGGAGCACGACCGGAAGCGGCAGAUCGAGCUGAAGCUGCUGCUGCUGCGCGAGACGCUGGAGGAGCAGGGGUACCUGGAGGAGGAGAUGGAGGAGCAGAUGGAGCAGGCGCGCGCGCAGCUCGAGGCCGCCAUGCGCGAGGAAUCGGAGGACCAGGCGCUUGAGUCGCUAGGGAACCAGACACAUCAGAUCGUGGCGCGCAAGGAGAAGAAGAUGGAGACGCUCAAGGCCGCUCUGCGCAUUAACGAGUCUGCUAAAGAAGGGGACGCGCCGGUCGCUGCUGCUCCCAGGCCCCGCCACGACAGCAGGAGCGCGUCCCCCGCGCCCAGGGGUGGCGGGGGCAGGGGGGGAGGUGGGAGUGGUGGCGGUAGGGGCAGGGGUGGGUCUCCAGAGGUUAGGGGGAGGGAGGAUGGGUCUCCAGUGCGCAGGGCUGGGGGCAAGGGCAGGGAUGUGUCUCCUGUUGCAAGGGGCGGCAAGGGGGGUUCUCGAGGGAUGAUGGGCGAGGGCAAGGGGGCAGGGGGGAGGGAUGUCUCUCUUGAGGGCAGGGCCGGCCCAGCCCCCACCACCACAUCCUAG
Molecule: messenger RNA, 741 nt
Organism: Closterium sp. Naga37s-1
Lineage: Eukaryota; Viridiplantae; Streptophyta; Zygnematophyceae; Desmidiales; Closteriaceae
Source: the annotation of a GenBank genome assembly